This is a messenger RNA of Phaethon lepturus (White-tailed tropicbird), 453 nucleotides long. Its product is annotated as homeobox protein aristaless-like 4. Gene Ontology annotation, biological process: regulation of transcription by RNA polymerase II. The annotation marks the transcript as partial. The record is from RefSeq and is a predicted model, not a curated record. The transcript is spliced from 2 exons. Lineage: Eukaryota; Metazoa; Chordata; Aves; Phaethontiformes; Phaethontidae. Gene Ontology annotation, molecular function: DNA-binding transcription activator activity, RNA polymerase II-specific; RNA polymerase II transcription regulatory region sequence-specific DNA binding.
GUGUGGUUUCAGAACCGGCGAGCGAAAUGGCGCAAGCGGGAGCGGUUCGGCCAGAUGCAGCCGGUCCGGACCCACUUCUCCACCGCCUACGAGCUGCCCCUGCUCACCCGUGCUGAGAACUACGCCCAGAUCCAGAACCCCUCCUGGAUCGGCAACAAUGGCGCCGCCUCCCCCGUGCCCGCCUGCGUCGUCCCCUGCGAGACCGUGCCCUCCUGCAUGUCUCCCCAUGCUCAUCCUCAUGCAGCCAGCGGCGUCUCCGAGUUCCUCGGCGUCUCCGGCCCUGGCAGCCACGUGGGACAGACUCACAUGGGUGGGCUCUUUGGUACGGCCGGGAUGAGCCCCAGCCUCAACGGCUACGAGCUGAACAGCGAGCCGGACCGCAAGACCUCCAGCAUCGCUGCCCUGAGGAUGAAAGCGAAGGAGCACAGUGCCGCUAUCUCCUGGGCGACAUGA